Molecule: messenger RNA, 7807 nt
Organism: Nasonia vitripennis (jewel wasp)
Lineage: Eukaryota; Metazoa; Arthropoda; Insecta; Hymenoptera; Pteromalidae
Gene: Ppa
Product: F-box/LRR-repeat protein 14
Exons: 2
Coding region: 871-2736 (621 amino acids)
Biological process (GO): SCF-dependent proteasomal ubiquitin-dependent protein catabolic process
Cellular component (GO): SCF ubiquitin ligase complex
Molecular function (GO): protein binding
Source: RefSeq, a predicted model, not a curated record
CCAGUCUGCGGCUGGAAGCGCGUCCGUUCGGUUCGCUCACCCCGCUUUCUCUGCCCAGCUGCAGCAGUCAGUGCGCUCCGAGCCGCAGUGACACACGAACAGAGAAAGAGAGAGAGAGAGAGAGAAAGACUCUACGUCUCGUGCUCGUGUGCGACUAUCUCUGCACGUAUACGUGCGCACGCAGAGAGGGAGACGCGUGUUGUGCAACACAGCAGCAGGCCAGCAGCGCGCAUAGGCAACGGACCUCGAUCGUCUCGAAGAAGGAUACCUUUGCAUCAGUGAAUAGAGUUUCGGUUGGUCUUUCGACCUCGUGCUAGAGUCAGUGCGCAGAAAACGUCGCGACGCGGGUUUCUUCCACGCGCUCCCCGAGAGAUUACGAGCUCGAGGCGCUAUCGCUCGCGCGCACAAGAAGAAGGCGCGAGGAAGAUUGGAAAGCCGCCGCUUUUGGAGGUUAUACGCGGGCCUUGAUGCGACGCAAACGGCGCACGAAAUAUUCCUGAACCAGUGACACGGCCAGCAGCAGCGGCGCCAGCUUUUCCUUUCACGCACUCAUUCCCCCGAAUACCGCCCGUCUCUCUCUCUCCCUCUCUCCCUCUCUCCUUCUCUCCCUCUCUCUCGACGUCCGUCUCUGUCUCGCUCCUUCCUUCCUCCCGCUCCGCGCCGCUCUCUCGCAGCGCACAGUCUCUCUGUCGCCUCGACGUCGCGCAUUCCGCAGUCGCCGAGACUCUCUCGGGAAAAAUCGCGCGCCCAUGAGACGCUGACGCUCUGCGCGUCUCUCGCCCCCGCCGCAGCUGAUCGGUACAGAAGCGAGUCGCCCAGCCGGAGCCGGGUAGCCUGGCGACGACGAGCUGAGAGCCAGGCAGUCGUAGCAUGGAAGGCGCUGGCCGCGAUCAGCGUGAACAGCGUGAGCAGCAGCAGCAGCAGCAGCAGCAGCAGCAGCAGCGUGAGCAGCAGCAGCAGCAGCAGCAGCCGGCCCAGCACCAGCAGCCCAUCCACUAUCAGCAGCAGCAGGUCCAGCCGCUACAGCCGCUGAUGACGAAGCUGCCGGGCUUGACGCCGAGCCACGGCCCGACGACCCUGAUCCAUCGCUCGGGCCACUGCUACCAGCCGCACCGACCCUACCUGGCCCUGCCGCCCCAGCCCCAGCAGCCCCACCUGAGGCCCCACAAGAAGCUCAAGACGGGCCCCGCCGACACGGACGCGCCGACUAACCUGGACCCCUCCGCGGUGGCUGCAGCCGCCAAGCACUCGCCGCAGCGCUCGCCGCAGCACCAGCUCUACUCCUCGAGCCAGCAGCAGCAGCAGCACCACCACCACCACCACCAGCAGCAGCAGCAGCAACACCAGCACCCCCAGGACCUCCUGCUCGGCCGGCACCCGCACCACGAGCAGAGCCACCACCACCUGCACCACCAGCACCUGCAGUCGCACCACCACCACCACCACCACCAGCAACACAUCGUGGGCGUGACGCACCUGCUCGAGGCCGCGAGACACCCGCUGCUCCAGCGCUCCAAGAGCGCCAAGACCGUCCGCCAGCAGGUCACCACCAGCACCCAUGUGUCCAGCCUCUACCCGGAGAUCCUCGCGCUCAUCUUCAGCAAGCUCGACGUGAGGGACCGGGGCCGCGCGGCCCAGGUCUGCGUCGCCUGGCGCGAGGCCUCCUACCACAGGUCCGCCUGGCGGGGCGUCGAGGCCCGGCUCCACCUGCGCAAGCACUCCUCCGCGGUCUUCUCUUGCCUCGAGAAGCGCGGCAUCAAGCGCGUCCAGGUGCUCUCGCUGACGAUGCGCCGCGGCCUCGGCGACGUCUUCCGCGGCAUCCCCAAGCUCCACUCGCUCAACCUCUCCGGCUGCUUCAACAUGUCCGACGCCGGCAUCAACAGCGCCCUCAGCCAGCCCUUCUCCUCGCUGACCCAGCUGAACCUCAGCUACUGCAAGCACAUCACCGACGCCAGCCUCGGCAAGAUCGCCCAGUGUCUGAAGAACCUCGAGACCCUCGACCUCGGCGGCUGCACCAACAUCACCAACAGCGGCCUCCACGUCAUCGCCUGGGGCCUCAAGAGCCUCAGGCGGCUCGACGUCAAGAGCUGCUGGCACGUCUCCGACCAGGGCAUCGGCUACCUGGCCGGCAUUAACAGCGAUGCCGGCGGCAACCUCGCCCUCGAGCACCUCGGCCUGCAGGACGUUCAGAGGCUGACCGACGAGGGCCUCAGGUCCAUAUCCCUCGGCCUCGCGACCAGCCUCCAGUCCAUCAACCUCUCGUUCUGCGUGCAGAUCACCGACAACGGCAUGAAGCACAUCGCCAAGAUCACGAGCCUGCGCGAGCUCGACCUGCGCAACUGCGACAUCUCCGAGAGCGCCAUGGCCAACCUGGCCGAGGGCGGCUCCAGGAUAUCCUCGCUGGACGUCUCCUUCUGCGACAAGGUCGGCGACCAGGCGCUCCAGCACAUCAGCCAGGGCCUGUUUAACCUCAAGAGCCUCGGGCUCUCGGCCUGCCCGAUCAGCGACGAGGGCAUCGACAAGAUCGCCAAGACCCAGCAGGACCUCGAGACCCUGCUCAUCGGCCAGUGCAGCCGGCUCACCGACAAGAGCAUCCUCACCAUAGUCGAGAGCAUGCCCAGGCUCCGGAGCAUCGACCUCUACGGCUGCACCAAGAUCUCCAAGUUCAGCCUCGAGAAGAUCCUCAAGCUGCCCCUGAUCUCGCUGAACCUGGGACUCUGGCAGGAGCGCCGGUGAUAGCGCUCGACGCCAGCGCACGCAGCAGCCCCUACUGGCUUCUCCACGUUGACACAUCAGCGUCGAAGCAGCAGCAGCACAACGGCCGCAGGCCGAACUUGGAAAGUCGCGGCGAACACGAGAGCCAAUAGCAGCAGCAGCGCAUCUGGCAGUGCAGAAACGUCGACUGCAGCGGAGAAGGCCGGACCAUCCACAGCGGAAAUUCCGCCGGCCCAUGAAUAAAUUCAAGACUCGCACACGCCGCGCACUUCCACCUGUUUCUCGCUCUGUCGCCGCCGCCGCCGCCGCCGCCGCCGCCGCCGGCUGCACGCGCUCUAUGUAUAAUACAUGCUCGAUCCCCUCUCUACCCCGCGCGCGCUCGCGAGCGUACGUUUUAUCGACUUCUAUCCUUUAUACGGCGAGUAUGUGUCUGUGCGUGCGUGUGUGUGUGUGUGUCUCUCUCUCUCUCUCUGCGUCGAGUACAUCGAAAAAUAUAUAUAUACACACGGCGGCGGCGAUCGACAAAUUAUUAUAUACGAGGACGAGUCGGCCGUACGUCGCGGCGGUGUGCGUCUGUUGUAUGGACCUCGCGCGGCGAAGACAGUGUAUACGUAUUACAUGGAAUCGAGCGAUUGUGUACAGGGAGAGAGGGAUCGAUUAUUUUUCUCAAGCUUAUCGACGCGCGCGGUGGCUUGUCUCUCUCGCACGCACACUCACACACACACACACCCACACACGCAAACACGCGAUGUACACAUACCAUAUACACUGCAUAUAUAGAAUUGUUUUUUAUUUUUAUUAUUAUAAAGAAAGAAGAAGGAUGGCUCAGUGCAGGUGCGAUUGCCGCGAGUUGUAUAAUGUUUAAGCGAGAGACCUGCGUCUCUCUCGCACACAGCGAGUAUACGUGCAUGCGAUAUGAUGAUGAUGAUGAUGAUGAUGAUGAUGAUGGUAAUGAUGACGACGACGGCGACGAUGACGAUGUGUAUUACAUAUACCUGUGUACCGCGACUCAUAAUCGAAGUCGGAGCAGUAAUACACAUAAGUAUAUAUACAUAUAGUUAUAUACAUAUAGUAGUUGCUCGGCGAGUCCGCUCGCCGGAGCGCCAAUUCGGAAACAUGUUCCUCGUGCGAUUGAUCCGGGAAAAUGAAAGAGACGAGAACGAGACGACGAAACGCUCGCCGGACGCGCCACCGGCCGGCAACGAAGCGCUUUUAUAAAUAUAUAUAUUAUACAUAUACAUACAUCAUUAAUUUUGUAUAUGCCGCAAUGCGUUCUCCUUGCGUACAUAUUAUAAUGUAUUUUCUAAUAGGAUUUCCGUUGCGCCGCGACGAGAGUCUCGAUUCUCUCUCCUUUUGUACACUGCGAGCCCGCAUGUCGGCCGGCUGCUCGAACCUUGUUCUGUUUUUUAAUUAGCGAAUUAUGUGCUAGGGUGAUGCUGAUCAUCAAAGAAUCGUGUAAUACGUGCGCAAGCCACGACACACUGCGAUGUGUGUACUCGUGUGCAAUAUUAGGCGAGAGAGGGAGCGAGGAAGAGUCGGUUAUAUACGUUGUUAAGCGCGCAGCCCUUUCCCUUACCUUCUUCUUUUUUGUAUUUUUGUUAUACUUUUGGCAUUCUCGCGCCUCCUCGGCGGCGGCGCGGCGAAUCGAUCGUGCGUGCUCGCGCCGAAUUCCUUUCUCUUUCGCUCGCUUCCUCUCUCUUUUUUCUCUCGCUCGCUCGCCAACCCGUUAUUUUUUGUCUCCGCGAAGCGCUCCCCCUCCCUCGGCCUCUGUCUAUACACAGCUGUUGUUACCUGCGUUAGUCAUGUGCGAUUGUAGUUAUUUUCCUAUCGUUGCGUUAGUUACGAUUAGUUGCGCCGAUUCCCUCCCUUGCGACACUUUGCGCGAGCAGAUACAGCUUCUUUCUCUCUCUUUCGCUUACUCGCGCGAAAGAGCCUAUCGUCCGCGCGAAAGACUACCGAGGGGUUAAGAACUCGUCGAUUUCUCUCUCUCUCUCUCUCUCUCUCUCUCUCUUUCGCUCGGCUUAAGGCAACCCUUUCACCGCCUGUGUGCGCGCGCGCGCCGCGCAAGCAUAAUGUUUUCGUUCUCGGAAAAAAUGUUUUCUGGAGUCGCGGGAGACAAAACACCGGUUCGCGAGCGUUUCUAGUUGUUGAAUAGCGAGUUGUUGCUCUUGAGGGCUUUUUUACUACUGCCGUAGUGAGAGAGAAAGAGGGAAAGAGAGCGAGGAGUAAUUGUACAUUCUCGAGGAAAAAAGGUGCCACACGCUUGGUUGUAAUUGAAAGGCGGAGUUUCGACGACUUUUGUUGAGUGAUUAUUUAGGAUAAUUUCAAUCUUCUUGUUAUACGCGCGCGUGCCGAAAGACUGUUGUUCGAAUGUUUUCAUUAAUUUUAAUGGAACUUGUCCUAGUUCGCCUGUAUAGCAGAAAUUGCGUUAGUAAAAUAUGUUGUUGAUUAUCUGAUUUAUUCUUUUUUAACCAUGUCGAAAAUAGAUAGCGCUAUUUUAAAUUGACAAUCACUCGUUGUUCUUGUUGUUGUGUCAUUCAAAUCUCCAUUUUCCCGUUUUUUAUUGAUAAAGACGACAGCCAGGCGAAAAUAAAAGCGCACGAGAGAGCGAGGGAAGAAAAUUACUCUUUAUCAAUACAAAACGUCGCGUCUCCCGGAGCUUUCCGCGGGACUAAUGAAAGGGUAGCAGUCCCGUAAUUUCGCAAAACGCCGCCGCCGUCGAUUCGCGAAAACCACGCUUCGCUCUCUUUUACUCUCCCCAAUGCGCUCGCUUUUAAAUUAUCGAGUGUACUCCUAACGCGAGCGCGUACUUUUUUAUGCGGAACGCAUUCGCGAAGGAAAAACAUCGAGUUCCGUUAGCGACUAUUUCUUGCGGAAAAAAGAAAGGGACCGUAUAUACGCGGCUGCGCACAGGGAAAGGAGGAACACGAAGGAACGAGAGUAUAGCGCGCAAAAAAAGAGAGCGGGAAAAAACGAGGGAAGACCCGUGGGGGUGGAAGAGCACGGGGAGGAAAGGAAGCAGCGGCGGCAGCGAACCCUUUACCUCGAGCGCAGCGCAUUUUCCUCUCGUGCUUUUUUCCCUCUCUCUCUCUCUCUCGCUCGCCUGUAUUUCAAGUCUGUAUCGAGGAUCGUGGCCGGCUGGAUUCUUUUCCUCGGGAUUUUUUCCUCCUCGGCCCGAAGGAGGAAUAAUUGCUCCCUCUGCGCGUGGGGCUUCCGGUUUCCUGCAACAAUGCCCGGACGAAAUGUGCGAGGAGAGCGAGCGGGAGAAAGAGAUGAAAAAAGGACGUACACAUAGGCGAUGCUUCUUUUUGCUCCGCGUUCUAUCUGACUCUGCAGCGCUAGCCUGCUUCUGCCCGUACACGUAAGACUCGUGGCGUAGUAUCGACCGAAAAGCCUCGGAGAGCCGUAUAGAGCAGCGAUGUAUAGGUGUACAGGGGAAGCGAAUAAAAAAGUGCGCAAUAAGGGAGAAAAUUCACAUCAAACUUCGUUCCGCGAAUUCGCCUCGUUUCGCUAGUCUCUGCAUUGUUACUGGACACUCGGCUGUGUAGAAUAGAAGCAGCUCGAGCAGCCGAUCGUGUGUCCGAGCGUCAGCUUCUUUUUGAUAAUGCUUGAAACUCGGCUUUCAGCAGCGCGAAAAUCCGAGGCCCCGAGAUCUGCGUAAUAUAAGCCAGGGAGAGAGAGAGCUCGGAGUCGCUCCGGCUAUCGUCUUACGUAAGCCGCCUCCGCCCGAUAAGACUCAUCAAUCCUCGAAACUGCGCUCGGCGAAACAAUAGCCUCGUUCUUCAGUAUACCCACGUACCUACGUACGCCGCGGCGCUCCUCCCGAAUCACAAUGAAAAAACGCGAGACGCGUGUGGACCUUAUCAACUGCUACGUCGCGCGAAUAAAAAGCGCAAAGAGAAAGAGAGAGAGAGAGAGAGAGAGAGAGAGAGAGCCGAGCUUGAGCUUUCCACGAAGCGAUAAUGCAUCCUUAUCAGUCGCGCGUGUACAAAAACAGCGACGAUACGGCGACUCGUUGCAGCGUUACAUGUAUAAAGAAAGAGAGAAAGAGAGAUAGAGAGAAGCGCAGAGACGAUCUAGUUUAAGGCUCAAGAACCAGACAAAGAAACUCAAAGAAACAACGACACUUGCAUUUAGUUGCGCCUAGUUUUUCCGCGUAUGCGAUAUGUCUAUAUAAUAAUGUUGUACAGAGAGUGCGCCGAUAUCGAGUAAACCUCUCGCGCUCGGGGUGCCCCUUCGGCCUGUCUACGGGCCUGAUCUCCGCCUCCGAGCGCGUUCACACACACACACACACACGCGCGCGCGCGCGCGAAUAUACACGUAUACAUGUGAAAAAUGUGCGCGAGUGCCGAGAGUGAGCGAGAAUACACGUAUGUAUAGGUAUAGAUAGGCGUUCGUUCGUUCGUUCGGAAAGUCAGUAGCGUCAUCGCAUUUAUGUAACUGACAACGAGAUAAUGCGUCGCGAUCGAUGCGGAAUGCCGAACCGCUGCUCUCGAAUAAGAUACAAGCGCGAGCGACGACUAGAAUUUACAUGUGCGUAGAGAGAGCGAUAGCGUGUAAAUAGCGUGAUGCGAGGCAACGUGCAAGUAUACAUUUAUAUAUGAGAACUGCGAUGAAGAGAGAGAGAGAGAAAAAAUAGCGUGCGUGCAACGAACGAUGCGGCCGCGAGAAAGUUGCCGCAUUAUGCUGCUCUCUGGUCGCCCUCCCCCUUCUUCUCGACAUUCAGCGCGAGAUCUGUUUACGGAUUAUGACGAUGACGUAGCGAAUUUUCGGCUGCGCAGCGCGGCGGUGACCGAUCCGCCGACUCUUUCGAUUUAUUAUUAUUAUUUUGUUUUUUUUUUUUUGUAAUGUUGACUUUAAAUUUUGAUUUAGUUAUGUACGACUUUGAAAUGAUUUUCCCCUUCUCUAUUCUCCUAUUAUAUGCGUUGCGUUAUAGUUCGUCGCGAGUAUACUACUGUAAUUUGCAUUGUAAAUAAACGAGCACCACUUCACACCGACACUGCGAAAAUACGACGAGAUGUGUACAUGUAAAUAAUAAAACAUGAAAAAUGUUUGUUAAAUAUAGAAUAUGUUACGUUUUCUAAGAAAAAAA